Molecule: messenger RNA, 1251 nt
Organism: Rhinichthys klamathensis goyatoka
Lineage: Eukaryota; Metazoa; Chordata; Actinopteri; Cypriniformes; Leuciscidae
Gene: tmem98
Product: transmembrane protein 98
Exons: 7
Coding region: 210-872 (220 amino acids)
Cellular component (GO): endoplasmic reticulum
Source: RefSeq, a predicted model, not a curated record
CAGGAGCGAAGUUCACAGCGCUGCUUUACUGCGCGCUCCCGCGCUGGAGAUCUCCGUGCCGUCUCCGCCUUUCCAGCCCAAACUCGCUUUGUUUCGUGGGACAAACGCCAUAAAAUGGAAAAGAUAUAUAGAAACGUCUAGCUUUUGCAAACUCCAGACAAGCAACUUUUUGCCAAUCGUUCAUCAUCAUCCUCCUCAUCAUCACAGCCAUGGAGACGGUGGUGAUCGUGGCCAUCGGUGUACUCGCCACCAUCUUCUUGGCAUCAUUUGUGGCGCUGGUGGUUGUGUGCCGCCAUCGUUACUGCCACCCUCCAGACUUUCUGCACCACUUUGAUUCCAAACCUACAGUGGAUUUGAUUGGAGCGAUGGAGACUCAGAGUGAACCAUCAGAGCUGGAGCUGGAUGAUGUUGUCAUCACUAAUCCUCAUAUUGAGGCCAUACUGGAGAACGAAGACUGGAUCGAAGAUGCCUCUGGUCUUGUGUCUCACUGCAUUGCAAUUCUGAAGAUAUGCCACACUCUCACCGAAAAGCUAGUCGCCAUGACAAUGGGCUCUGGGGCAAAGGUCAAAGCACCUGCCAGCCUGAAUGACAUCAUCACCGUGGCCAAACGCAUCAGCCCAAGGGUGGAUGACGUGGUUCGAUCCAUGUACCCUCCGCUGGACCCCAUUCUUCUGGAUGCCAGGGCCACAGCAUUACUAUUGUCGGUCAGCCACUUGGUACUGGUGACACGAAACGCCUGUCACAUGUCUGGCAGCCUGGACUGGAUCGACCAAUCACUGCAUGCAGCCGAGGAUCACAUGGUGGUGUUGAGAGAGGCGGCUUUAGCGUCUGAACCAGAGAGAGGUUUGCCAGAGAGAGAGCAGUCAAUCUGAAUCACACACAAGACUUUGGCUGGCAUAUUGUAUGUACAUACACUAUUAUGAAUGUGCCUGUAAAGAAUUAGUGGGCAAUACCUCAACACAUCCAUGGUGUGAAAGAGAAAGGCACCUUAGCUUAGCCUUGUUUCCAAAUUGUUUCUUUCUCUCUUUCUUUCAUUUUAUCUGUUACAUUCCAGUUUAAUCUGUGGUCAUACUGUCUGAUAUUCCCUCAUGCUGGAUUCAAAUGUAGAUACUAGUGCUAAACAAUGCCUGAGACAAUCAAAAACAUGAAUGUAUAAACCAAAUACAAAAUGUGCUAAAUGGUAUUGCCAAGUUUGUUAGCUAAACCUUUUAUAAACAUAAUAAGAUUUACCUUUUCUUUCUUGUGUCUCAU